AAGGAUAAGCUUUGGAAAGCGUAACGAAUCGCCGCGUGCGUGACGCAACACAAAACAAGGACAAUGAAAGGAAACGGUUGAGAGGGAAAGAAAGAAAGAAAGAAAGACAGACCCAAUACGCAGUGUCUGAUUCUAUCUAUCUAUCCAUCUAUAUAUAUUCCAAAUAUUCCAAUACGGCAAUAUAUAAUAGAUAAAGAUAGAGAGGAGCAUGAGGAAACUGUGUGUGUGUGUGUAAGCAAUAGUUAAAUAUAAAAAGAACAUCAUUCCCGACAUUCUUUUACAUUCCAUGAGCGUGUGUUGUGUUUGUGCGUCAGUGUUAAAAAGACUAGAAACUAGAGUCUAGAACAGAGAUCUGAACAAGCUUCUUCCAUGGCGAGCAGGAGAGGUUUGCAAUCAAUAUUGUCACAAAGGAUUUGCAGGGGGAGGAGGAAUAUUGGAGCUGUCCCAGAAGCUACUACUGCUGCUGGUUCCUCCUCUCAAAAGCUCAUCAACUUUGAGCAUGAAUACAGUGCCCACAAUUACCACCCAGUCCCCAUUGUUUUUUCACAAGCAAAGGGAUCAUCUGUAUGGGAUCCAGAGGGCAACAGAUAUCUGGAUUUCCUCGCAGCCUACUCUGCAGUUAAUCAGGGUCAUUGUCAUCCUAAGAUCAUGAAAGCGUUGAAAGAACAGGCAGAAAGGCUUACUCUCAGCUCUCGAGCCUUCUAUAAUGAUAAAUUUCCAAUAUUUGCCGAGUAUCUGCGGAGUAUGUUUGGCUAUGACAUGGUACUUCCUAUGAACACUGGUGCUGAAGGUGUGGAAACAGCUCUAAAGUUGGCAAGGAAAUGGGGUUAUGAGAAGAAAAAAAUUCCCAAAGAUGAGGCAAUUAUUGUUUCAUGUUGUGGCUGCUUCCAUGGUCGCACGUUAGCUGUCAUCUCCAUGAGUUGUGACAAUGAUGCUACCCGUGGUUUUGGACCGUUGUUGCCUGGCCAUAUUAAAGUUGAUUUUGGGGAUGAAGUUGCCCUUGAGAAAAUCUUCAAAGAAAAUGGUGAUCGAAUAGCUGGAUUUCUGUUCGAACCCAUUCAAGGAGAGGCUGGGGUUGUAAUUCCUCCAGAUGGUUAUUUAAAAUCUGUCAGAGAUCUGUGCUCAAAAUAUAAUGUUUUAAUGAUUGCUGAUGAGGUGCAAUCUGGCUUAGCACGAACAGGAAAAAUGCUGGCUUGUGAUUGGGAAGAAGUGCGCCCAGAUGUAGUGAUACUUGGAAAAGCUUUGGGUGGUGGAGUGAUACCUGUAAGUGCAGUGCUUGCAGACAAAGAUAUAAUGCUUUGUAUCCAACCUGGAGAGCAUGGAAGUACCUUUGGGGGAAAUCCAUUGGCCAGUGCAGUUGCCAUCGCCUCACUAGAUGUCAUCAAAGAUGAGAAACUUGCUGAGAGAUCUGCCCAACUGGGACAGGAGUUAAGGCAUCAUCUACUUAAGAUUCAGCAGCAAUACCCAAACUACAUACGGGAAGUUCGAGGUAGAGGUCUGUUCAAUGCUGUGGAGCUCAACAGCAAAAAUCUGCGCCCUAUUUCUGCAUAUGAUAUCUGCCUACAGUUAAAGGAGAGAGGAGUUCUUGCUAAGCCCACCCAUGAUACUAUCAUCCGAUUAACUCCCCCUCUCUCAAUAAGUUUGGAUGAACUCCAAGAAGCCUCAAAGGCACUGAGUGAUGUUCUUGAGCAUGAUCUACCAAAGAUGCAGAAAGCAAAGCCAGAGCAUGUCUCCCCAAAUAGUUCUAACAUAUGUGACCGAUGUGGCCGAAACUUAUAUGCUUCUCCAAAUGAAGAUAAUUGAAUAACAUGUACAUUACUUCUUAAGGCAAUCAGUUGCUGAAAUUGAUAUAUUAUACCUUUACCAUGGAUUUUCAGAAAUGCUUUCUCCUCUAAUUGUUGAUUUCUCUUUUUAAUCUUCUUUUUAAUAAAAUUAAGAUACUUAUCUUAA
Messenger RNA from Quercus robur (English oak), 1950 nucleotides. Its product is annotated as ornithine aminotransferase, mitochondrial. Gene Ontology annotation, molecular function: identical protein binding; pyridoxal phosphate binding; L-ornithine transaminase activity. Bases 370 to 1803 code for a protein of 477 amino acids. The record is from RefSeq and is a predicted model, not a curated record. Lineage: Eukaryota; Viridiplantae; Streptophyta; Magnoliopsida; Fagales; Fagaceae. Gene Ontology annotation, cellular component: cytoplasm. The transcript is spliced from 10 exons.